Australozyma saopauloensis is the source of this 2112-nucleotide messenger RNA. It is a transcript of the gene HSP90, whose product is annotated as Hsp90 family chaperone. The record is from RefSeq and is a predicted model, not a curated record. Gene Ontology annotation, molecular function: ATP binding; ATP-dependent protein folding chaperone; ATP hydrolysis activity. The transcript has a single exon. Lineage: Eukaryota; Fungi; Ascomycota; Pichiomycetes; Serinales; Metschnikowiaceae. Gene Ontology annotation, biological process: cellular response to heat; protein folding; protein stabilization. Gene Ontology annotation, cellular component: cytosol; plasma membrane; perinuclear region of cytoplasm. The coding region runs from base 1 to 2112 and encodes 703 amino acids.
AUGUCCGACGCUAAGAUCGAAACCCACGAGUUCACAGCUGAGAUCUCUCAGUUGAUGUCCUUGAUCAUUAACACCGUCUACUCCAACAAGGAGAUUUUCUUGAGAGAGUUGAUUUCCAACGCCAGUGAUGCUUUGGACAAGAUCAGAUACGAGGCUUUGGCCGACCCAUCCAAGUUGGACACCGAGCCUGAGUUGUUCAUCAGAAUCACUCCUAAGCCAGAGGGCAAGAUCUUGGAGAUCAGAGAUUCCGGUAUUGGUAUGACCAAGGCCGACUUGAUCAACAACUUGGGUACCAUUGCCAAGUCCGGUACCAAGGCUUUCAUGGAGGCUCUUUCUGCUGGUGCCGAUGUGUCCAUGAUUGGUCAAUUCGGUGUCGGUUUCUACUCCUUGUUCUUGGUUGCCGACCACGUCCAGGUUAUCUCUAAGCACAACGACGACGAGCAAUACGUCUGGGAGUCCAACGCCGGUGGUAAGUUCACCAUCACCUUGGACGAGACCAACGAGAGAAUCUCCCGUGGUACCGUUCUCAGAUUGUUCUUGAAGGAGGACCAAUUGGAGUACUUGGAGGAGAAGAGAAUCAAGGAGGUUGUCAAGAGACACUCCGAGUUCGUUUCCUACCCAAUCCAAUUGGUUGUCACCAAGGAGGUCGAGAAGGAUGUUCCUGUUGAGGAGGAGUCCAAGGACGACUCUGAGGACAAAAACCCUAAGUUGGAGGAGGUCGAGGAUGAGGAUGGUGAGAAGAAGGAGAAGACCAAAAAGGUCAAGGAGACCGUCACCGAGACCGAGGAGUUGAACAAGACCAAGCCUUUGUGGACCAGACCUCCAUCUGAGGUCACCCAAGACGAGUACAACGCCUUCUACAAGUCCAUCUCCAACGACUGGGAGGACCCAUUGGCUGUCAAGCACUUCUCUGUUGAGGGUCAAUUGGAGUUCAAGGCUAUCUUGUUCGUUCCUAAGAGAGCUCCAUUCGAUGCUUUCGAGUCCAAGAAGAAGAAGAACAACAUCAAGUUGUACGUUCGUCGUGUCUUCAUCACCGAUGACGCUGAGGAGUUGAUUCCUGAGUGGUUGUCUUUCAUCAAGGGUGUUGUCGACUCCGAGGACUUGCCAUUGAACUUGUCCAGAGAAAUGUUGCAACAAAACAAGAUCAUGAAGGUCAUCAAGAAGAACAUCGUCAAGAAGUUGAUCGAGACCUUCAACGAGAUUGCUGAGGACCAAGAGCAAUUCGACAAGUUCUACUCUGCUUUCUCCAAGAACAUCAAGUUGGGUAUCCACGAGGACCAACAAAACAGACAAGCCUUGGCCAAGUUGUUGAGAUACAACUCCACCAAGUCCACUGACGAGAACACCUCCUUAUCUGACUACGUCCUCAGAAUGCCUGAGCACCAAAAGAACAUCUACUACAUCACUGGUGAGUCCAUCAAGGCUGUCGAGAAGUCUCCAUUCUUGGACGCUUUGAAGGCCAAGAACUUCGAGGUCUUGUUCCUUGUUGACCCAAUUGAUGAGUACGCCAUGACCCAAUUGAAGGAGUUCGAGGACAAGAAGUUGGUUGACAUCACCAAGGACUUCGAGUUGGAGGAGACCGAGGAGGAGAAGGCUGAGAGAGAGAAGGAGGUUGCUGAGUUUGAGCCAUUGACCAAGGCCUUGAAGGAGAUCUUGGGUGACCAGGUUGAGAAGGUUGUUGUGUCCCACAAGUUGGUUGACGCUCCAGCUGCUAUCAGAACCGGUCAAUUCGGCUGGUCCGCUAACAUGGAGAGAAUCAUGAAGGCUCAAGCUUUGAGAGACACCACCAUGUCCUCUUACAUGUCCUCUAAGAAGACUUUCGAGAUCUCUCCAAAGUCCUCUAUCAUUAAGGAGUUGAGAAAGAAGGUUGAGGCUGACGGUGCUGAGGACAAGACUGUCAAGGACUUGACCACCUUGUUGUACGAGACCGCUUUGCUCACCUCUGGUUUCACUUUGGAGGAGCCAUCUUCAUUCGCUGGUAGAAUCAACAGAUUGAUCUCUUUGGGAUUGAACAUCGAGGAGGAGGAAGAGGCCGAGGCCGAGGCUGAUGCUGCUGCCACUGGUGCUGCUGAGGAGGCUGUUGUCGAGUCUGCCAUGGAGGAGGUUGACUAA